Hydractinia symbiolongicarpus is the source of this 1842-nucleotide messenger RNA. RefSeq lists its product as uncharacterized. The transcript is spliced from 2 exons. The record is from RefSeq and is a predicted model, not a curated record. Lineage: Eukaryota; Metazoa; Cnidaria; Hydrozoa; Anthoathecata; Hydractiniidae. Bases 859 to 1710 code for a protein of 283 amino acids.
ACACGCCAGUUUCUAGUGUAGCAAAGCAUCUUUAAAAUUUCAACAGAUUAUCCAUAAGUCUUUGCAAAUCUGGAAAACUGUUUGGCACCCGAACCUCUUUACUAUGUCCAUGUGAAAGUUCCUACUUCGUCCCCAGUAUAUUCUCUGCUAGGGACGAUGUCGCAAAAGUUCAUAUUCCUUGAAAGUAAUAUACAAACAACAACCUCGUCCCUAAGCCCUUUUGACAUUGAAACCGGUGGCUUGCUACCCGUCAAGUAAGAAAAUAAGACUGCGACUCUCGCAUCAGGACGAUGAUAUAUAUACGUGAACCAACCUGUACAUAGUAAGUUAUGAGUAAAAACACUGUAUGACACACACAUGUCUUAAUCUUUCUCAAACAAGACAACAAGGGAGGGGGACGUUCUUUUUUACUAAUUUGCUGCAUCAAAAAAUCAAAAAAGGCCCAGGGAACAAAUCUGAAAACCAACCUUUUUUUCUUUCGGUGACUCAACAGUAGCCACCAUCGUCCUCGGAGUCUAAUGACCUAUGAGUCACUAUUACUAGUCACUGCUAUCAAACUCUUACCUCGCACUUUUUCAUCUAGCUAUCAAGGCAUGCGUUAUAAAAUUCUGUCGAGGACGGUAUCAAAAAGCUAAAAAAGGACCUGGAAACGAUGUUGAGACCAUUUCUUUUACUACUAGUUCCCAGUCACUUUAAAUAAUUUCUCAUUAAUUAUUUACACUGCACCUGCAAAAUUUUUGAAAAUGAUUUGAAAAAAGUUUUAGUGAAAAAAAAUUAUGUUAGAAAUUUGAAGACUGCGAACUGCUGCGGACUGCUGGGUCAGGAAAAUAAUUUUAGCUAAAAUUAAACAGGUUUUCAAUGGAAAAUACCAAAGAUUCUGCCCGAAAGAGAAAGUUAAGCGAAGCUGAUACCGUGGAUUCGACGGAGCAUAGAAGCGACAUCAUUGAGUUAGAAAUCUGCGAGUGUGAACAGUGCCUAAAAGAUGACGGAUGUUGUUCCGAGGCUAAUUCUUUCGACAAAACGUGGAAGCCCAAGACAGACGAGCACAAAAAAUGGCCAGACAGGGCAGUUCGUUUACUUAUAGAACUUUGGGCAACCAAAGAAAUUCUCUUUAAUCUCAAACAUCCCUUCUACAACAACAAGGAAGAACGCAUUAAGGCACUUGAGGCCAUUCAAGAUGAGCUUGUUGCAAAUGGUCUAAUGUUUUCUACGAGACAGAUAAACGAAAAACUUAUCAGUUUGCGUAUUUACUAUGGCGGUCAAAGAAGAUUAAUCGAAAAUUCAAAGAAGAAUUCCAGUGAGAGCGUAUUUGUGAGUAAAUGGAAGUUUUAUAAACACUUAAACUUUUUAGCUGAUCAAAUCAUACAUCGAAAUGUAAUCGAGGUUACAGCUAAUGAUAGGAAAGCAGAAAAAGCUUCCUUAAAUACUUCAAAUGAAAACUACCAAGAUAAAAAUAUGAAAAAGAGAUUGAAAGUGAUAAAAAAGUCGGACAGCGAAGAAACGGCUGCAUCUGAAAAUAAAGAAUUAGUUCUAAGUACGCCUACGGAAGGAAAUAAGUCUCAAGAUGAGCUGUUUGGUGAAUUGCUUACGCGUAUGAUUAUGGAUAUACCUGACUGUCACGAGAAAGCCAUGCUGAAAAUUGAGCUACAACACAAAAUUGUUGCAACCCAGUAUAAAGUGAAAAUGCUCCGCGCAAAUCGAUUUAAAUAAACUGAUUUUUUAAACCUUGUUGUGGUUACCAUAUUUUGCGAAGGCUAUAUCUGCAAGGGUUAUAAAGCUGUUUUUCUUUGGUUCAGAAAAAAUUGUAGUAAUGUUCGAUUCAAGACAUCUUUGUUAUGUUUA